AUGAUGGCUGAGAUCUACAGAAGAGCAGAUUCUGUCAUUGCGUGGCUUGGGAACUCAGAUGCGUAUACAGAGCCAGCGUUUGAGCACAUUGCCAAGGUAGCCGACCGGAACAACCUCCAAUCUUUGGGUAUACCAACUGGACAAGCAGGUUCUGAGAAUUCUGAAGGAGAUAAGGCCGGUUGGGAGGCCAUUGGAAAGAUCUUUGAUCGUACGUACUGGAACAGAUCAUGGAUCAUCCAGGAACUCGUACUCCCAGAGCACGUCACUCUCCGCUGCGGAGUGUAUUCAACCGAUUGGGAUGUUUUCGUGAAAGCUUCCCAUAAUAUAUCCACGAGCCACUUGAAGCAGUUCUACGACAAUCGAUCCAUCGAUGGCACGCCAUCUGCCGCCACAAGCAUGAAAGCGUCGCGCAACUACGGGGUCCCGGCGAUUCUCGAAGCAACCAAAUCCUCCAUGGCCACAGAAUACUGGACCAACGUGCUGCUAUACACGCUGAUACGAUCUCGUCACUGCGAAGCUACAGACCUCGGGGACAAAGCAUAUGCUUUGCUGGGACUUAUCCAAGGUCCGCUGGGGAUUAAAAAAUUACCGACGUUGCUGUGCCCUCCUACUGAAGGAAGUGAUUGUAGCCCUGGAAAGACAUACCUCGAUGUCGCUACCCAGCUUCUCGAGGAUUGUGAGGAUCUGCUGGUGCUUUCAUGCGUAGAGGGCUUUCGCAAUGAAAAGCUGAACGGCGCAGAUCUUCCUUCCUGGGUUCCCGACUGGAGUGUUAAAUAUCCUCUUGGCCUGAGAGUCACCGGAUAUAAAAGAUAUCAAGCAGAUUCAUUAUUCUUCCCACCGGGCACCAAUUUGUCAAGAGAAGAGAAGCUCGCCCUUUGGCCUGCUAUAUUCGACAAGAAUGAGCUUACAAUAACUAUCCGUGGAUUCCAAGUGGACAAGAUCUCUUUCAUUGCAGAGUCAAAGCACGAUAUUCUGAAUUGCAAACACUUUCCAAGAAUCUUGGAUAUGCUAUUGAGGCUGCCUGAGAAGUAUGAGCUCACUGGCGAAGGACGGAUGGAGGUUUUCUGGCGAACGGUGACUAAGAAUACUUAUGGAGAGGCCAGACUUCCUCCGCCAAAAGGAUCAUCAAUGGGGCCUAGUUUCACAAAAUGGAUAAAGGAGAGAAUGCAGUCUGUGGUGUUGUCUUCGCAAGACCAAGAGUAUUGGGCGGAUCUCAAGCUAGCUUUCGAUAAGUUCUGGCCCCACGAUGCAGAAUGGCUUUCCGCCAUCAAAGGCCGUGAAUCUAUCUCGUCGAUGGAGUUUGGCUCGCAAUUUGCCUAUGGAGAGUAUCUUCGACCGUUCGUAACAGAGAAAGGAUACAUCGGGGUUGGCUCACAGAAUUUGCAGGAGGGAGAUACAGUCUGGGUGGUGCCACGAUCACGGGUGCCUUUAAUAUUCAGGCAUUUGGCUUACUCUGGUCCGCCGGCGGCUCAGCAUUGUCAGUUGAUAGGAGGGUCAUAUCUUCAUGGGUUCAUGGAUGGUAGUUGGCGGAGCAAGCAAGCAACCAAAGAUGACACGCAGGCUAUUAUAAUUCACUGA
This is a messenger RNA of Fusarium subglutinans, 1578 nucleotides long. Its product is annotated as heterokaryon incompatibility protein. The transcript has a single exon. NCBI's taxonomy places the organism in Eukaryota, Fungi, Ascomycota, Sordariomycetes, Hypocreales, Nectriaceae. The record is from RefSeq and is a predicted model, not a curated record. The coding region runs from base 1 to 1578 and encodes 525 amino acids.